Messenger RNA from Closterium sp. Naga37s-1, 570 nucleotides. NCBI's taxonomy places the organism in Eukaryota, Viridiplantae, Streptophyta, Zygnematophyceae, Desmidiales, Closteriaceae. The record is from the annotation of a GenBank genome assembly.
AUGGCUGCGGGUAAGCCGUCCUUCGCACUGCCGGUGCUCGUGCUGCUGCUGGCGGCGGCGUGCCUGGCGGCGGCGCAGGUGACCAGCCCCCCCAAGGCGGAGGUGGUGGCGGAGCUGAAGGCGCUCAAGCGCGCACUCAGGCUGCGCCCCAAGUACGCGCUCAUCCGCCGCGUCGCCACCGAGGUGCUCUCCCGCCAAGACGAGUUCCCCGAGAACUUCGAUUUCAGCGACGUGGUGAACAAGACGCUGCUGCUGCCCACCAACGGCGCCAUCGUGGCCGCGGGCGUGCGCAAGCUGCCCACCAACGAGUCCGACGGCGCGCAAUACGAGGACCUCGGCCUCAUGAACGUGCUUGACGGGUACCUCACUAUCGAGGAUAUCAAGGCCGGCGCGAUUCUCAAGACGAUGCACGACGACAGGGUUCUGGCGGUGAAGGAGACGCGCGGGGCGGUGGUCGCGCUGGGGCAGGAGGGGCAGAAGCGGCGGCAGUGGUCGGUGGUGGUGGACGCGAAUCUGUUCAAGGGCAAGUUCGUCGUCGCGCACGGCGUCAACCGCAUGCAGCAGCCGUAG